GGCCCGAACCUUAGGAAAAACCCCAGGCUUCCGCACUGCAAAACCGUCUGAACCGGCGUGAUGCUCCACCGGCGGCACCCCCUCCCCGCCCUGCUCCGCCUCUUCUCCACCACCUGCCGCCGCCGCUCCCGCCUUCCCUCGCAGCCGCAUCCCCCGAACACCGACACCCUCCCGCCGCUGCCUGUGGCGAAGAAAGUCCCCUUCACCGUGUCGGCGCACGGGAGGUCGUGGAGCGACCCCUACCACUGGAUGCGCGACACCUCCGACCCCGACCUCGCCGCCCUCCUCGCCGCCGAGAACGCCUACGCAGACGCCUUCGUCUCCUCGGCCGGCGGAGGCGGCCUCCGCGCGCGCCUCGCUGCCGAGAUGCGCGCCCGGCUGCCCCCUUCCGCCGUUUCCCCGCCUCAGCCCUGGGGCCCUUGGUCAUAUUACCAGUACGUGCCAAACGGAAUGGAGUACCCAGUUUUGUCGAGAAAGCUGAGGCCCUCUGGUGGUUUAGCAGGACGUUUCCUUAGUUAUCUUUCUGACUGGGAGAAGGAAGAAGUGUUGCUUGACUGGAAUGAGAUCGCAGAGAAAUUUGGUUAUGUUCACAUUGGGAGUUGUCGAAUAUCUCCUGAUCAUAGGUUUCUUGCAUAUACUCUCGAUACAUCUGGGGGUGAACUGUUUUCGCUGGAAGUGAAAGAUCUUCAGUCUAAGCAUGUCAUUUUUAGUCCGCCAGACAAGGGAAUUGUCAGUUUAGCAUGGGCUCACGACAGUGAAAAUUUAUUUUAUACUGUCUGUGAUGAGACUCUACGUCCCAAUCAGGUUUUCUGUAAAAAGAUGCAGUCAAAUGAGGCCGGCCUUUUAGUUUUCGUGGAGGAUGAUGUAAACUGUUGUGUGGAUAUCACAAGCACAAAAGAUUUCAAGUAUAUCACUGUGAAUUCUAACACAAGGACAUCAUCUGAGGUUUAUGUGAUGGAAUCUGGUAAUGUAAGAGAAGGCUUAUGGCCUGUACAAAAACGCACCAACAAAGUACAGUACUUUUUGGAGCAUCAUAAUGGGUUUUUCUAUAUUCUUACUAAUGCACCCUUGAAAGAUACUGAAACUGCAGUUGAAGGCUACUACCUGGCCAGGUGUAGAGCUGAAAAAUCACUGAUGGAUAAAUGGCAGGUUGUGGCACUCCCUGGGUCGGACUGCACAUUUCAGGAUAUGGAUAUUUUUCACGAACAUUUAGUUCUCUUUCUUCAAAAAGAUGGGCUUCCUCUGUUUUGCUCCAUCGAUUUGCCAGUCCAGAUCGACUUUCAGGAGCCAAAGGAAUUGGGUGAUUUCACUCCAUGGUUUUUCCCAAUACCUUCAAAUUUAUGCAGCAUUCUUCCUGGGCCCAACAAUGAUUUCAUGUCAUCUACUUUUCGUCUGGUGGUGUCAUCACCAGUGAUUCCAGACUUAACUGUGGAUUAUGACAUGAGAAAGAAGACAUUUACUAUCCUUGAUCAAGAGGAAGUGACUGGCCUUUGUUCAAGUCUAUACACAGUAGGACAAUCCAAUGUUUCAAGCAUCCAACAAAAUCUGCAGCUUAUUGAAGAUUCACAAAGUUGGAGUGAUCUUUCCAAGUUAGUAUCUUGUGAGAGGGUCCAAGUUGUUUCACAUGAUGGUGUCUCGAUACCUUUAGUGAUCUUGUAUUCACGGGGAGCUCAUAUUCAUGGAGAAUCGCCUGGGAUCUUAUAUGGAUAUGGAGCUUAUGGAGAAGAUCUGGAUAAAAGCUGGUGUUCUGACAGGCUUAGUCUGCUUGCUCGAGGUUGGGUUCUUGCAUUUGCUGAUGUUAGGGGUGGAGGGGAUCCAUCAUGGCAUCUAGCAGGCACCAAAACCAACAAGAUAAAUUCAAUUCAAGAUUUUGCGGCAUGUGGUAUGCAUCUUAUCAAGGAAGGUUUUGUGCAUGAAAGUCGUCUUUGUGCUAUGGGCUGCAGUGCUGGUGGUUUGCUGGUUGGGGCGGUCGUUAAUAUGUUGCCAAAUUUAUUCUCUGCUGCAGUUCUCAAGGUCCCCUUUCUUGAUAUAUGCAAUACAAUGUUGGAUCCUACGUUACCUCUCACCAUCUUGGACUACGAAGAAUUUGGUGACCCUAAUAUCCCAGUUGAAUUUGAUGCAAUCCGUAGUUAUUCUCCCUAUGACAACUUAUCUCCCGGCAAAUGUUACCCCUCAAUUCUGGUGACUGCCUCUUUUAAUGAUACAAGGGUAGGAGUCUGGGAAGCUGCUAAGUGGGUUUCAAAAGUGAGAGAUGUCACGUGCCCAUCCUGUUCCAAGUCUGUUGUUCUCAAAACUAAUAUGCAGAGUGGCCAUUUUGGUGAGGGUGGACGCUUCAUGCGGUGCGAGGAGACAGCCUUCGAGUAUGCGUUUCUAAUGAAGGCAUUGGGGAUGGAUGAUAAGUCUGCGAAGUAAUGAACUGACACUCAGGGCUUACUGUGCUGCAAGAGUUGCGGUGAUGCAUGGAAGCAGUAAUCGAUAUCAUUACCUGCUGUAGUGACAUCUGGCAACCUGGAGUGAUAAGUUGGAUCAGACCGCUCAUAGUCCACACUAUUGUCGGUUGCAGAGCCAUUUUUUGUUGGUUCCUGCAUUGCACCCGGCUGCUAACUGGAGCCCUCAGAGUAGCGCAAAUGAAUGUUGUGCGUUAAGGUGUUAAGAUCAGGCAUCAUCUGUCUUUCCCCAUCAAAAUUAAGGCUAGUAUCACGGGAUCAUAGAUUGCAUUCAAAUUGACAUAUGGCUCUAGCAUGAUUCAUCAUCCUAGUUCAGAUGGUACCGAUGCUAGAUAUGGAGCUAUAAUGUCUGAGAAUGGAUAUUGGUUUUGAACCCUGACUCACAUAUCAGGCUAGUUGUAUGUCGCUGUCUUGUGUUUUGAACCUCUGAAUGAGAUUGGGCUUCCCUAAAUUAAGAUGAGCUGCAUGUAACAUCCAUGCGUACAUUUUCUA
Molecule: messenger RNA, 2939 nt
Organism: Triticum urartu
Lineage: Eukaryota; Viridiplantae; Streptophyta; Magnoliopsida; Poales; Poaceae
Source: RefSeq, a predicted model, not a curated record